CGCGCGCCCGCCUCCGCUGACGUCUUAUUUAGGGGAGCCCUCGGCUCACCCCCUUGUUAGAACUCUAGGCUGGUAGCUGUCUCCCGAGCUCAGUACCUGCGCUCAGGCGCCGGGUGAUCGUGGUCUCGGGCCCGCGAGUCCUACCCCGACAGCGCAGAGCGCCAGACUUUUUAUCUGUGAAAUGGGACCAACAGACCCUACCUUCCACAGUUGUCAGGAGAAUUAAAUCAGACAUUGCAGGUAAAGCACUUAAGGAGCUGAUGCUGGGGUCUGGUGGAAGGAGGUUGCUCACGACUGUGCUGCAGGUGCAGAGGCAGCCCUUUCAGCCCUCCAGAGAUAUGAGAUUGGUGCAGUUCCAGGCACCCCACCUAACGGGACCCCAUCUGGGCCUGGAGUCAGGGAAUGGCGGGGGUGUCAUCAACCUCAACGCCUUUGAGCCCACACUGCCCAGGACGAUGGUGGAGUUCCUGGAGCAGGGAGAAGCCACUCUGUCAGUGGUGAGAAGAGCACUGGCCACCCACUUGCCAGUCCUCCCACGGGCAGAGGUGACGCUCCUGGCCCCAGUCACUCGGCCAGACAAGGUGGUGUGCGUGGGCAUGAACUAUGCGGACCACUGCAGAGAACAGAACGUGCCUGUGCCCAAGGAGCCCAUCAUCUUCAGCAAGUUCGCUAGCGCCAUCGUGGGGCCCUACGAUGACAUCAUCCUUCCGCCCGAGAGCCAGGAGGUGGACUGGGAGGUGGAGCUGGCCGUGGUCAUUGGGAAGAGAGGCAAGCGCAUCAAGGCUGCAGAUGCCAUGGCCCAUGUGGCUGGCUUCACUGUGGCACACGACGUGAGUGCCCGUGACUGGCAGGUGAGACGCAAUGGAAAGCAGUGGCUGCUGGGGAAAACCUUUGACACCUUCUGCCCUCUGGGCCCUGCCCUGGUGACCAAGGACAGUGUGGCAGAUCCACACAACCUAAAGAUCUGCUGCCGAGUGAAUGGGGAAGUGAUGCAGAGUAGCAACACCAACCAGAUGGUGUUUAAGACAGAAGAGCUGAUAGCCUGGGUCUCUCAGUUCGUUACUCUUUAUCCAGGGGACAUCAUCCUGACCGGGACGCCCCCAGGUGUGGGUAUGUUCAGGAAGCCUCCUGUCUUCCUCAAGAAGGGCGAUGAAGUCCAGUGUGAGAUUGAAGACCUGGGUGUCAUCGUCAGCAAGGUGGUGUGAUGACUGCUGCUGCAGGCAGAAGGGGCAUUUGUUCCCACGGAGCCCAGCGUGGCAAGAGGCCUGGUGCCAGCCCCCGCGGCUUCUCUUCGGGUAGAGGGGGAGGCAGUGGUGCUCACCUCCUCAAUAAACUUCAUCUUCCUUUA
Odocoileus virginianus texanus is the source of this 1348-nucleotide messenger RNA. Lineage: Eukaryota; Metazoa; Chordata; Mammalia; Artiodactyla; Cervidae. The record is from RefSeq and is a predicted model, not a curated record.